Cadophora gregata is the source of this 3353-nucleotide messenger RNA. RefSeq lists its product as uncharacterized. The transcript has 2 exons. The record is from RefSeq and is a predicted model, not a curated record. The coding region runs from base 901 to 2991 and encodes 696 amino acids. Lineage: Eukaryota; Fungi; Ascomycota; Leotiomycetes; Helotiales; Ploettnerulaceae.
AUGGUUUGAGUUUGCCUGAGUAGGAAUCCGGAUCACAAGAGAAACUCAGCCCCCGGACUGCCAAGAACUGGAGGCGGGGUGAAGCGGGUGAGGCAGGAUCACAUCCCGGUGAGAUGCAUUGCUUCUUCGCCGCUCCUACAGCCUCACUUACUUCACAUACGACUCAAAUUCAAUAUUCAGUCUUGCCAUAAUGUGGAUGUUUGACUGUUGUACUCAUCCGAAGAUCUUGAUCGACGACGACGAGAUCAUUCCAUAGGGCAGUCAACAACAAGAUGUUGCGCCAGCCGUCCCAUUCGAGCUCGAUAUCAACUUCCGCCAGUCCCAAAGGACGCUUGAGCUUCUUCAAGAAGAGACCUUCGACCAGCAGUACGAUAUCUCGGGAAGAUCAUGGCUCCUCUGAUAAGAUAUUCGAUGCGCAACACUCGGACAAGAUACCAAACUCCCCCGUCUUCUCAGACCUUGAAUUUGCUCGAGCGAACAAUGGCGUACCCUCCCCCGACAGCUUCGUUGCUGCGACUCAUGAUUCCGAAUACCUGCAUCUCCGCGAGAACAUCCGGCGCAUGAAGAAAGCUCCGUCUGGUCCGGAUCCGAAGAAGGUCGAUGCAGCAUGGGAAGUCUAUAAGAAAGUGAGGGAUGAUUCUCUGCAGCUCUGCAGAAGUCUUCUGCAAAAGUCCCGUAAGACAUGCCCGCAGAUAUACGUAGGGGAGGUUCUGCCAGAAUGAGCCAAAUGCUGAUGGCAGAAUAGAAUUCCAUGGACAACAUGUCUCACUUGAAUCUAAUAUCAGCCCUCUGGAGACUAGAUCAUCAAACAGCGGCUCUCUCAUUGAGACUACUGUUCCUUUCCAGGUCAACGAUCAAUGGCUAUCCGCCAUCAACGAAUACAAAACUGCCCAGGAAGCAAUGCUUGAGAACCUUCGCACAUCAUUGGUAACUACUUACAAGGCAUACGAAGCAGGCGCAUCAGACAGGCAAUUGCAGGCAUUCUUGAGUGAUAAAGUGCUACGGAAGAAUCUGAUCGACAAGUGGAGGGACGAGAGCAUACAUCGGAUGAAGUCGGAGAAACAUCUUUUCUGGGAGCAUUACCGAAUACGGUCAUUGAACUUCGACAGGUUAAAGCUUGACCUGAAAGCUAUUGAAAAGAUAUUCGGUGAGGUAGAGGAUGGACAAGCACCGAAUCUGGCCAUAAGAGAAUAUGUGAUUGCGAGGGAUGGAGACACGAUCCUGGAAUUUGCGAACGCAGCUUCAGAAAUUCAUCCGAUUUUAAGAUUCCGGGUAUCGUCUCAUCUUUUGGCAGCAGCAUCACCACUAUUCUUCCAAUUCCUUUCGUCCCAGAAACCUGGAGGCAGCCAGCCACUCGACAUGAUCAGUCAACUCCCUCCACCUCCGUCAAGGCACAUUUGCAAGGACGGGAUGGAAGUUAAAGUUUACCAGAUGCCUCAAAUAGAAUUGAACAACAACGAAGGUCUCACCAUCCUUUUUCAUGCCGCACAUAUGCACAAUCCCAAGAUCCCCAGGCAGAUUGAGUUUCCGGUCUUUGUGAGCAUUUCAGAAGUGUGUCUACGAUAUCGAUGCACUUCACCACUGGAAUUACAGGUUGAAUAUCAGUGGUUGCCUCAAUGGAUACAUCUAAUAGGGGACGAUAAUGCUGACGGGUUCCUGGUUAUUGCUUAUGCCUUCGGGCUGAGGAGGAUUUUUACCAGAAUGUCAAAGUCAGCCAUCUUGAAUGCCACUAGCGACGAGGAUAUCCAGAGCAAAACGUUGUGGCCACAAGCAGUUAGGGACAAGAUCAAAGCAACUAGAGCAGCUAAGCUGGCUCAAAUCCAAGAUUGCUGUCAGACUGCAAUUGGAGAAUAUUUCCGCACUCCCUCUAGCUCUGCUGAUCAAGGCCCAAAUAUUGGAACUUUGCAAUUGACUUCGCAACCGCGGUGUCCGAGGAACUCCCACAUGUGUGACGCAACAAAUCUUGGCUGGCUCAUGCUCGUCUACAACGAACUUCAAAUCUUACCCAGCAUCAUGAAAGAUGUAGGUUUCCAGGAUCUACCAGACUCGCCCAAACAUAGCGUACAAAACCUCGUUGAUUGCUUGAGAUUGAUGCCAAGUGCUCCUCAAGUUCACAGCGGUGUUUGCGAUUAUGCAGCCGCCUUCAGAAGCGACAUUAAUGAUAUCUACAAUAGUGUCAAAGGUCUAACCCUACACGACGUGAGUGGAAAGAACGGCUGGGCUUUGUCGAAGAACGCUGGUCCAUCAGAGGACAGGUUGGACGAUCUUCCCAAAGAUGCAGCCGAGCUCGAAGCCCCGCUCGAAUACAGACGGCAAACAAGAAGGCAGAUAGCCAUAUCAAACGAGGAUAUUAGCAUGCGAAUCCUUUCUCACCUCGAGAACAUGGAAGAUCUCAACUCCGCCGCAAUGAUAGACAAGACAUUCUACCAUGCCUACAAGCGCAACGAAGCCACCCUUCUCAAGAAUGUUUUCAAAGCUGAGCGACGAAGGACCAUGUCAACAGCAAACCAAGAUGUUUCCGGCCUACGGAAAGGUCUUCGGCCAAACUCCCAGAGAUCAAGCCCACUCAACCUAUCCAUUCCUGGCUCUAACCAAGAGCCCAAAUCCCUUGCUGCUGAUAGGCUACGCUUUCCACCCGCCGUAGGAGCAACAGGCAGCGACGCAGAAUCCAACGAUCUGUACGAUGCAUCCCCUCCUUUCUCGCCUAUCGAAGAUGACGAUGAAGACGAGGUUGUUGAGGAAGUUGAUGAAAUCCCCAUGUCUGAAGAGGAAGCUCAUCGUAUCCUCUGGCCGGACGCUGUGUCGACGCGAGUCUCUUCACCUAUAGUGAGGGCUAGGGUGAAUAAUCGGGAGCGAGCGCCGGAGAAUAACGAGAAAUGCUUGGUGGGUGACGUGGUGCAUAUUGAAGAUAAAGUGCGCAUUGUAGAUGGCGAUAAGCAUUUGAGAGACGAGAAGGAUAUGGCGCUGGGUUUGGGGAGUUACAAAAAGUGAUUUGAUUUUGGUAUGACAGAGGAUCUGUUGGAUCAUGUGCUAUGAAUUUGCAUUAUGAGGUGUUCUGGGUUUGGGUAUACCUUAAGUUGGGCAUUGGAUCUCGGCGUUUGAGUGAGGAAUAGGAGAUUAGGAUAUCCUCCGAUUAAGGCUGGAUUCAGAUGGCGCUCUAUACCCAUGCGCAUGAUUUAGGAAGUCAAAGAAUGUAUGAAAAUAUCAUCUAUACUUAGUCAGCAAUCUCGUCUACCAGAUGAACUGUGGAGAGUCGUGGUCAAUUUCUUUUGGGCAACAUACCAGCUGCUAUCACUUUACUCGCUCCAUUACAAUUAACAGAGUCAUACAAAGAAAGAAGGGCUUAAAACGAC